GUGGAGGUGAAGGUUGUGUUUAUCCGUAUAAUGGACAUAGACACUAUCAAUCAGUUGUUUGAGGCAGAGGUCUACAUACAAGCCAGGUGGUCGGAGAGUCAGUUUGCUGGGAUGUCCGAAAAGGUGAGAAUAGGAGAAUUGUGAUUCACUUUGCUGCGAUGUCCGAAAAGGUGAAAAUAAGACAAUUGUGAUUCAGUUUGCUGCGAUGUCCGAAAAGGUGAAAAUAAGAGAAUUUGGAGUCAGUCCUUUAAUAACUUGAAGGCUGAUUAAGCCCUUAAAUUACUUACAGCCUGGACAUGCAGCCUAGACUUACAACCUAAUGAAUGGGAGUCAAAUGUAAGUUACAAUUUGUCAAGAUGAGUAUUCGAAACUGAUCAACCAACAUGCCCUCGUUGGGAGCAGGACCCAGGCAGCAAACUCCGGAGCAAUUGGUCCAUAAUGUAGAUAAAAUCAUUUUGUUUCUCUCUGAAACAACUGAGAACGAACAAGGUGUAGAAAGGGAGAAUAAAGAUGCCUCGAAAGCUGACCAUCUGGAUUUAUUUGAUUUUUUUACGAAAUACAUUUUAUUUUUAUUUUUAAAAAACCAGCAAUUGGAGGAAAUUGAAUUCUAUCAAUGCUGGGAUCCCCAUCUUAAGAUCCUCAAUGUCAAUGGAUCUCUGGACUCGGAGACCACAUCCAUGCUGUUGCAGUAUGAACAGGACCGAAUCUACCCAGUGAUGACCUACAUGUGGCACGUUACCGGUCAGUUUCGUGAGCACCUUGAGUUGCAGCAUUUUCCUUUGGAUGUCCAGGUGAUCGAUCAAAAUAUGGGUUAUGCAUAUCUCUCUCUCUCUCUCUCUCUCUCUCUCCCUCCCUCUCUCUCUCUCUCUCUCUCUCUCUCUCUCUCUCUCUAUAUAUAUAUAUAUAUAUAUAUAUAUAUAUAUAUAUAUAUAUAUAUAUAUAAUAUACAUUAACAUUAUAUUCAGGUAUUGUUUUUUUUUAAAUUUCAAAAUUUUAAGGAAUAGCUAGUAAUUUUCCAAAUAUGGAGCAAGGAAGUGAUGGUGUGGUGAAUAUGUAAAUGAAUGAGUCACACGAGAUUUGUUGUUUGUUGUCUUGUUAGAAAAUAUGGAUGUAACUACAUAGGCAAAUCGAAAUAGCCAUUUUUAAUGAAAAUUACUAAAGCUUUUUAAAACCGAGUUCAAAUUUUUUCCGCUUUCUCGUCUCGUCAAAAUUUCGCCAUGUAGGAGUUGAGUAUCAUUCUGUCAAGUGAUCUACCCAUGACUGAAAUUGAUUUGGUCUCAGACUUCUUCCACCCCAGUCAUGUCAGCGAACGUGCAAUGCAGGUAAUUUAAUUUCAAAAUGUUUUCAAUAAAACAAAGCAAUCUUUGUUAGAUCCCUCGUUCCGUUUACCUCUAUAACAACAACAAAAACAAACAAAAAAACACUCCCCCCCCCCCCCCCCCUGAAAGACCCGCUAAUCGUAUUGACUGCGUCCCUUCUCAGGAAAGCCAGGAGUGGAGGGCCUUCCAUCAUGUCGAGUUCAAGCGCGACUACACGGUCAUGGAAUUCAUGGGCAAAUCAAAGCACGGGGUUUUGGUGGCGUCUGCGCAUGUCAAGAGAAAGCUGGGCUUCUAUUUCUGGAAUAUCAUCAUCAUCGUGGUGAGCUGGCUUAAUCCUUUUAUUCAUUUUAAACUUUUUUUUUCUCAGGAGCAUGUAGAAUAUAGAAACCAUAGCUCCUGGGUACUCCACGUGUAAAUUAUAAAGUCAUGUCUUCAACAACAACAAUAAAGUGAGGCUGAUGAAAUCUUCACCACUUUAAAGUUUUUAAUGAGAACAAUCAGACUUAUGAGAUGCGGUUUGAUUACACUUACCUGUAUGCAUUCAAAGCACUAGCCAAUAUAUUAUGGUUCAAACUGUUGUGUUUUUUUAAAUAAACUAUGUUGAAUGUGGAAUAUGUCAUUUAGGUCAGCUUGGAAAAACAUUUUAGCAUUGGAGUUUGGUCGAAAAAAAAAAAAGGAGAGACAACCUCGGCAAGAGUUGGAUUAUUUUGCAAAGAUUAAUAUUUGAUGUCCCAGGUCAGACGAUUAAUGUUAUGAAUCGAUUUUCGUCUGUUUAUCACGUCUCAUCACAAAAUUAUAUUCAGCCAUAGCUUUCAAAGCGUUUUCCCUAAUUUUGGCCUUUGUUCCAGCUUUUGAUUCUUGGUCUCAGCUUAACGGUUCUGGCCAUUGAUGCGACCAGCACGGAUCGAUUAAGUGUAAUCUUCACCUUGUUCCUGACAGCUGUCGCCUUCAAGCUUGUAGUUAAAACUACCCUACCCAACAUUUCCUACCUUACCUACUUGGUAAGUCAC
Molecule: messenger RNA, 2329 nt
Organism: Lymnaea stagnalis (great pond snail)
Lineage: Eukaryota; Metazoa; Mollusca; Gastropoda; Lymnaeidae
Source: the annotation of a GenBank genome assembly